GAAGCCGGAAGCGGCUGCUGCCCGUAGCCCUGACUGGAAGUGAACAGGCGGCGGUCUGCGCCUUGGGGGUUGUGGAACCCCGCGAUGGACCCGAACCGGACCAUCGAGCGGCGGAGGUCAUCGUUGCUGCUGCUGCGGCUGCUGGUGGUGGUGCUACUGUGGUCGGGGCUGGCUCUGGGCACCUUCUCCGUGGGUAGCAGCCCCCACAGAGUCCUCCGCGACCUCCUGUCGGAGGAGCAGUUGCUGGAGGUGGAAGACUUGUCCCUGGCCCUGCUGCAGGGCGGAAGGAUGGGGCCACUGUCACUACCCCCAGAUUUGCCGGAUCUGGAUCCCGAGUGCCGGGAGCUGCUGCUGGACUUCGGCAACAGCAGUGCAGAGCUGACCGGGUGUCUAGUGCGCGGCGCCCGGCCGGUGCGCGUCUGUCAGACCUGCUACCCACUCUUCCAACAGGUCGCCAACAAGAUGGACAACAUCAGCCGAGCCGUGGGGAAUUCUUCAGAGAGUCAUAGUUGUGCCAGAAGCCUUUUAAUGGCAGAUAGAAUGCAAAUAGUUGUGAUUCUGUCUGAGUUUUUUAAUUCCACAUGGCAGAAGGCAAAUUGUGCAAAUUGUUUAACGAACAAAAGUGAAGAAUUAUCAAAUAGCACAGUAUACUUCCUCAACCAAUUUAAUCACACCUUGACCUGCUUUGAGAAUAACCUUCAGGGGAGCACACACAGUCUUCAGUUAAGAAAUUAUUCAGAAGUAUGCAAAAACUGUCGUGAAGCAUAUAAAACUCUGAGUAGUCUGUACAGUGAAAUGCAAAAAAUAAAUGAACGUGAAAGUAAGGCUGAAUUUGGAACACAUUUAUGCAUUGACGUGGAGGAUGCAAUGAAUAUUACUCGCAAACUUUGGAGUCGAACUUUCAACUGUUCAGUCCCUUGCAGUGACACAGUGCCUGUAAUCGCUGUUUCUGUGUUCAUUCUCUUCCUACCUAUUGUCUUCUACCUUAGUAGUUUUCUUCACUCAGAGCAAAAGAAACGCAAACUCAUCCUACCGAAACGUCUCAAGUCCAGUACAAGCUUUGCAAACAUUCAAGAAAAUUCCAGUUGAAACCUACAGAAUGGAGAAUCAGCAUCUUAUCCCAUGGGUGAAUGGUGGAAGACACAGCUUGGUUUAAAAGAAGAUAAACUGUGAUUUGACAAGUCAAGUUCUUAAGAAAUGCAAGGACUUCAGAUUUAUUUUUAAAUAAGAAUUUUCCAUUUUUCUUUCCUUUUCCACCCCAUUUUUAAGGGUUUGGGUAUUUUUAAUUUCCAGGCAUAGCAAUGUUGUCUAUUUUAAAGUGUAUUUGUUAAAAUAACAAAAGAUGCAAGAACAAUCUUUGUUUUAUUUUGUAGACAUAUUGUUACUGAGACUUCCCCUAUGUCCUUGGUUAACAUAGUAUCUCAAAUAGCAAAGUUUUUGAAAACUAACAUUUAAAAAUUAAUCAGUUAUAGCAAAGACUUUAAAAAAAAUGUACUUGCCAAAAAGUAGCAAGUCCAAAGAUUAAAUUUCUCAUCAUUGCAGUGUUAUUAUCACAUAUAUUUGAUAUGUCAUAUAUUACAAUUAAUAUGUAAUUCCAUCUCUAGUUUCCUUAAAGUCAUUUUUGAAACCACUAAUUACAAACCUCCCAAUCAAUUUUUAGAACUGGGAAGGCACAUUACAUUUAUCUUUGUAAAAAGAUUUAUGAUAACUGGUUUCUUACUUGACUUUUAUAAAUAGUAUUUUACACCUUAUUUUUGCCUUUAUUUCAUAAGUAAUUUGAAAUCACUGGACUGCUUUAUUAUAUUCAGGGCAAGAUGGAUUCUUUUUUAUACCAGGGAUUUGCAUUGUGAAAUAUUAAGUUAUUUGGCAAUUUAUAAUUUAUUACUAUUUUAAAUCAAAUGUAGCAUUGUCACACUGUAUUUAAAUUGUGAUUUUUUUUUUUAAAUAGGGAUUUUCUCUUGGAAGAUAUGGGGAGUUUUGGAAGAGAGGAAAAGGAGGAGUAAAAAAACCCUUGAGAUUCAGAAAAUAGGGACCUGAGGGGAUGCUCACUCUAAGACUAUUGAAUGGUUUAUACUGCAGGCAUGAGUCAGUAGAGUCUGAUACAGAAAGCAGUUCAGCUAAGAUGAUGCUUAUUUUUCUAAAUUAUUAAUAUCAAAUGAAGGUGAUACAUUAUUAAAAUGAAGUCAGAUAUCUCACAGUUGAAAAUGAAUUCCUUUUUGAAAUGUUUAUAUCAACCUUUAAAAAAAAAUUCAAAAUUGUUUACGGUUUCUUCCCUCAGGUAUUUUAGGUGUUUCAUUUGUUAAUUCCUUCUCGCCAUCUUGGUGGAUAUAGGUUUUCUUUCUUUCCUUUUUUUUUUUUUUUUUUAGGCUUUGUUUUAAAUGUUGAAAAUAUAAAGGCUGCUCUAUAUAGAAACAAGAAUUUGCUUAAUUGGUACAAGAAUCUGAAUCCCUUCAUACACUGUAAAAUGUUCUUAUAGAGAGACAAGAUAAUGUUUUUUAUUAUUUUUUUAAAUGUUUACCAUAUAUACAGAGUGAAAGAGAAGGCUCACUCUUGGAUAUGUAACAUAUCCAGAAGCUGUUACAGUUUUUCUAGUCUGCUGUGAUCUAUUUAAAAUGUGCUGCUGUUUGUUCUGCUGUUACUGUUCACGCUGCUAAUGCUAAUAGCACUGUCUUGAUUUGAAGCAUAUAGUUGAGGGCCAUUGAAAGCAAUCCUUCAUUAAUGCAGAUAAAAUCAGUUUACAUGUGCAAAGUAACAAAAUGGCAUUUUCGAUUCUGUAAGAAGUGACUCUUUGAGCAUCUUUUAAUAUCAUGUAUUUCUGAAAACCCUGGCUUUUGGAUAUGGCUGCUAAUAAGCACUUUACAAAAGAAAAGGCAUCCCUUUAAUAUUUUUCUGGUUGAGUCAUUGCUCUUUAGAAGUAGCAUCAGCAAUAGAUUUCGAAAAUAAGUAUUAAGCACUAUGCUAAAGUGUGUAAAUAUUUCAUUUAUAAAGUCAUAUUGAAAAAUUCUUUGCAUAGUUCUGAAUUCUUAGAUUCAUAGUAUAUGUGUGUGUACCAGAAUAUCUUUAGUUUUUUGACACUUUGAAAUAAAGGAAAUAGCUUAAAGAAA
This is a messenger RNA of Dama dama (fallow deer), 3104 nucleotides long. It is a transcript of the gene OSTM1, whose product is annotated as osteoclastogenesis associated transmembrane protein 1. The record is from RefSeq and is a predicted model, not a curated record. Gene Ontology annotation, cellular component: cytosol. The transcript is spliced from 6 exons. Gene Ontology annotation, biological process: osteoclast differentiation. The coding region runs from base 85 to 1089 and encodes 334 amino acids. Lineage: Eukaryota; Metazoa; Chordata; Mammalia; Artiodactyla; Cervidae.